AUGCCUUCAAGGCUGUUUGCAACUUCCGCUGCGUCAUGUCUACCAUCGUUUUGGACAUUGACCAGAGUUUCCUUUUCAACGACCGUAUCGAGACGAUCUACCUCUUCCGGGCAGGCCCAUCCAAGCGCUGGACCUCCGCCUUUGGACACAUGCCGCAACUAUCCAUCAACUUCUUCAUGGAACAGUUCGAUGUUUGCUCCACCUACGGUUCCACCAGCACCAGGCAGGAGUAUAUCGCGGCCCUCCACGGUUGUGAUGUCAUUGACCCCCCGUAUCUUUGACCACUGCCAUCAAGUUGUCCAAUCUUAUCAGAAGAAUGCCCGUCUUGCUAUCCAACGAGGAGACCCCAUGGACUACAAGCUUACUCCCCUGCUCAUGAGUCAUUUCAUGCGUCAUGGAUCUAGGCGCCAUGCGACCCCUGCGGAACCCCCCCCGGCUGCCCCAGGACCUCGCACUCCACCAGUCCAGACCCCUGCUACGAAGCGACAGCGUACUCAGCCUGAGUCGUCCCCUUCCCCUGCUGCUAGUGAAGCCAAUAAGCAGAAAGGGUUCCUGGUAUACACUGGGACCUUCCAUUUGUAA
Messenger RNA from Seminavis robusta, 582 nucleotides. The record is from the annotation of a GenBank genome assembly. NCBI's taxonomy places the organism in Eukaryota, Bacillariophyta, Bacillariophyceae, Naviculales, Naviculaceae.